AUGUAUCCUGAAUCUUGUGAUUUUAUGGUAACAUCACCAUAUGGAAACAAUCUUCACCACAAGGAAAAUGCGACUCAUGGUCAGUUUGCAUUUACAACCUCGGAGGGUGGUAACUACUUAGCAUGCUUCACGUUAGAUGGUCAUCAGGAACCAGCUACAGGUGAAACUCUGAGCUUCGACUGGAAAAUUGGAAUUGCUGCAAAGGAUUGGGAUUCUGUAGCGAAAAAAGAAAAGGUUGAGGUUUUCACUCGAAAAGGAUGUUUAGGGGGCUAUCUUCUCAAGGCAUUUAAUGAUUCAUCUCUCUACCAAUUUUGGCAAAACUUGUACGCAAACAAUGGUCUGACAUCUAAUUACACCCCAGUGUAA
Molecule: messenger RNA, 366 nt
Organism: Populus euphratica (Euphrates poplar)
Lineage: Eukaryota; Viridiplantae; Streptophyta; Magnoliopsida; Malpighiales; Salicaceae
Product: transmembrane emp24 domain-containing protein p24delta5-like
Exons: 3
Coding region: 1-366 (121 amino acids)
Source: RefSeq, a predicted model, not a curated record